AGUCUCCUGUGCGCCCAGUCUGGUGCGCCUCAUCCCAUCUCAUGCAUGGCUGCCAGUAAUGGUCUACUGGGUGUCAGCUUUUAUUUGCACGACACAAAGCAAGUGCCAAGGGCUGCUGCAUCGACUCCCCGAGCAGACUCGGCCUCUGGAUAAAAGCAAGCAAAAUGCCCCAGUCGAGCACAGAAACAUAGAAAUGUUAGGCUGGAAAGAGGAAGUACAGUGGAGAGGGGAGGGACCGAGGGCAGAGUUCCAUGGGGCUGCCGCGGCGCUUCGAACUUCUGCACAUGGAGCGGGGGAGAGUUGGAAGAACUUCAUAUUGCAAACUCAAGGAAUAGCAGAGUACCUGCACCGAAUGGAGAUGGAGGAGGCACAGGACAUGUCUCAGAUGCCAGGCAGGGACAGCCCCCCUCCCAAUGAUGUGUCUGAAGACCAAGAUGAGGCCAUGCUCGUCCCAGAGGACCUGUCUGCCAGCUCCAAUUUGCAACACAACAAUAGGGGUGACAAAGGAGGCAUGGCCUGUAACAUUAAAGUUGAGGCUCGCAGUGACGAGGAGAAUGGGCUCGCCUUUGACAUGAUGAUGAAUGGCGAGGAGGAGGAGGAGUGUGCGGAAGACUUGCGCGUGCUCGAUUCCUCGGGGGCCAAAGUGAACGGCUCCCAUGCAGGCGGCCCCGGCAGCAAGGGCCCCUACUCCUCGGCCGGGGGUAUUCGCCUGCCCAACGGGAAGCUCAAGUGUGAUAUCUGUGGGAUAGUUUGCAUUGGCCCCAAUGUGCUGAUGGUGCACAAGCGAAGCCACACUGGAGAACGUCCGUUCCAGUGCAGCCAGUGUGGUGCUUCUUUCACCCAGAAAGGCAACCUACUGCGCCACAUCAAGCUCCACUCAGGAGAGAAGCCCUUCAAGUGUCACCUGUGCAACUACGCCUGUCGCAGGAGAGACGCCCUCAGCGGUCACCUGCGCACCCACUCCGUUGGAAAACCCCACAAAUGUGCCUACUGUGGGCGGAGCUACAAGCAGCGUAGCUCUCUGGAGGAACACAAGGAGCGGUGUCACAACUAUCUCCAGUGUAUGGGGCUGCAGAACAGCAUCUAUACAGUAGUAAAGGAAGAAAGCAACCAGAAUGAGCAGAGGGAAGACUUAAGCCAGACGGGAUCUGAGAGAGUCUUGGUGCUAGAAAGACUAGCUAAUAAUGUAGCCAAACGUAAGAGCACUAUGCCACAGAAGUUUGUAGGUGGGAAGCGUCUCUCCGAACUCUCCUUCGAGGGCAACCCCGGGGAACUGAUGCAGCCUCAUGUCAUCGACCAGGCCAUCAACAGCGCCAUCAGCUACCUGGGUGCCGAGUCUCUGCGACCUCUCAUCCAGACCUCCCCAACCUCCUCUGACGUGGGGGUCAUUGGCUCCAUGUACCCCCUCCACAAGCCGCCUGUAGAGGGCCAUGGGGCGGGCGGCCACAGCCUGUCAGCCAAGGACAGCGCAGCUGAGAACUUGCUGCUGCUCGCCAAGUCCAAAUCAGCCUCCAGCGAGAGGGACGGCUCCCCCAACCACAGUGGCCAGGAUUCCACUGACACGGAGAGCAACAAUGAAGAGAGGGCAGGUGGCGGGGCAUCGGGCCUCAUCUACCUGAACAACCACAUCACGCCUGCGGUACGUAAUGGCGUGCUGCCCCUGGCGAAGGAGGAGCAGCAGCGGCAGUACGAGGCCAUGCGGGCCAGCAUCGAGAUGGCCUCAGAGGGGUUCAAGGUGCUGAGUGGAGAGGGGGAGCAGUUGAGGGCAUAUUGCUGUGAACACUGCCGCAUCCUCUUCCUAGACCACGUGAUGUACACCAUCCACAUGGGCUGCCACGGCUUCCGAGACCCCUUCGAGUGUAACCUCUGUGGCCACCGCAGUCAGGACCGUUACGAGUUUUCCUCACACAUGACCCGAGGGGAGCAUUGCUACUGAGUGGCCCACUGAACACACACUACCACAUGAACACACACACGCACACACAGACAUACACCCACACACACACAUGCUCUAUGAAAGGGGCGAUUUUUAUACGUUGUCAAGAAAUUGCAUGUUUGAAAAACAAAGAACAAGACUAGUUUAUGUUCAUUUCACGUGUUCAGGAGAAAAAGGGGAACGAUUCCUCCAUCUGCUUUUUAGAAAACAAAAGGUGUUAAAAUAACUGUUCAGUGAACAAAACAAACAACUUUAGAAAUGAUUGUGCCUCAGCAGUAAGUAUUGUGUGUCACAUACUGUAUAGUUUUAAGUCAUUGAUCUAGCCUUUGACGUCUGUAUACAUGAAAUAAAUGUCUGUUUUCUGAUAGCCUACCUGGAGGAAUAUCUGAUAGCCUACCUGGAGAAAUAUCUGUAUACUUUAUUCUAAAGAAUACAGUCAUCCAAUAAAGUUGGCUUUUAAAUGGCAAGGUAUUGCUUGACAUUUAUGUAAGGGAUAAUCAACAAGGGGCUAUGCGUUCUAUGGAAAAUAAUGAAUGUUGUGGAAGGUGUGUUCCACAAUGCGGUAGAGGAGUGGAACUAAACCUUCCACUGAGUUGCAUUAUUAUCCAGAGAACGUAUAGAGCACCAAGUUGAAUAUCUCUUUUAUACCAUGGCUAUAAUUUAGCACAUUUGCCACAAGAAAUGUGUUACUUUGCAGGUAGAAAUGUGUUCAACAUUCACUGUAGAGUUUACUACAACUACAGUAGUUGCUGUGGUAACUAAACAAACAGACUUUUUAAAUUUAACCAGGCAAGUCAGUUAAGAACCAACUCUUAUUUACAAUGAUGGCCUACACCGACCAAACCCAAACUACACUGGGCCAAUUGUGCACCACCCUAUGGGACUCCCAAUCACGGCCGGUUGUGAUACAGCCUGGAUUCGAACCAGGGUGUCUGUAAUAACGCCUCUAGCACUGAGAUGCAGUGCCUUAGACCGCUGCACCACUCGGGAGCCCAUGCUUGUAAAGCUAACCAAACCAUCAGUCCUAGCUUGCUAUUAUGAAAAUCGGAUUCAACAAUACCAAUAUUGUUUUCAAUUUGACUUUUGCUUUCAAAAUGAGCUCAAACAAAACAUGCAAGAAUGAGCUAUAGAAUGAACUAAGCAAUAUACCGUGCAUUAUUUAACCAAUAACAAAAGAAACACACCUGAGAGGGUGUUAUAUAUGGCCAAUAUACCACAACCCCCGAGGUGCCUUAUUGCUAUUAUAAACUGGUUACCAACGUAAUUAGAACAGUAACAAUAAUUAUUUGGUCAUACCCGUGAUGUACCACGGCUUUCAGUCAAUGAGCAUUCAGGGCUCGAACCCCCCAGUUUAUAAAGGUAAUUAUAAACUGGGUGGUUCGAAUGUUGAUUGGCUGACAGCUGUGGUAUAUCAGUCUGUAUACCAUGGGUAUGACAAAACAUUUAUAUUUACUGCUCUCAUUACUUUUGUGAUAUAUGGCCAAUAUACUGUACCACGGCUAAGGGCUGUAUCCAGGCACCCCGUGUUGCGUCGUGGUUAGGAACAGCCCUUAGCCGUGGUAUAUUGGCCAUAUACUGUACCACACCCCCUCUGGCCUUAUUGCUUAAAUAAUGCACGCUCUAGAAUGCCCUUCAAGCCAGUCAGAAAUGAGAAUUCAACAAUUCCAUGGUAUAAAGUUUUUUAUACAUUAUUUAUGCUGUGUACGCAUGCAUGUGUUUCUUUUUGUAAUUUAUUAGUUGGUGUUAGGGUUUCCUAUGUUUGAUUUGUUCAGUUCAAACAUUCCCUACCAUUAAUCAAAUGUGAUAGAUGGAUUUGAGUUGAAUAAAUGAAUGACUGAA
Salvelinus fontinalis (brook trout) is the source of this 3775-nucleotide messenger RNA. RefSeq names its product DNA-binding protein Ikaros-like. The record is from RefSeq and is a predicted model, not a curated record. Lineage: Eukaryota; Metazoa; Chordata; Actinopteri; Salmoniformes; Salmonidae. Gene Ontology annotation, molecular function: RNA polymerase II cis-regulatory region sequence-specific DNA binding; DNA-binding transcription factor activity. Bases 59 to 1936 code for a protein of 625 amino acids. Gene Ontology annotation, biological process: regulation of transcription by RNA polymerase II. The transcript has 8 exons.